Molecule: messenger RNA, 823 nt
Organism: Trichomycterus rosablanca
Lineage: Eukaryota; Metazoa; Chordata; Actinopteri; Siluriformes; Trichomycteridae
Gene: sec11a
Product: SEC11 homolog A, signal peptidase complex subunit
Exons: 6
Coding region: 119-658 (179 amino acids)
Cellular component (GO): membrane; signal peptidase complex
Molecular function (GO): serine-type endopeptidase activity
Source: RefSeq, a predicted model, not a curated record
CGGAUGCUGCACAACAGGAAGUGCUUGCUCGUUCCCUGGAAAUAGGAGUCCUUUCUUUUCUAGGCUGUCAGUCAUUGAAGUGAAGCAGAGUAAAAUUACAUACUUGGGGGUAAUAAAAAUGCUUUCUUUGGACUUUCUGGACGAUGUUCGGCGGAUGAAUAAGCGCCAGCUGUACUACCAAGUGCUGAAUUUCGGCAUGAUUGUUUCUUCAGCCUUGAUGAUUUGGAAAGGCCUAAUGGUUGUGACUGGAAGCGAAAGCCCAAUUGUAGUUGUUCUCAGUGGCAGUAUGGAGCCUGCAUUUCACAGAGGAGACCUACUGUUCCUUACAAAUCGAGUAGAAGAUCCGAUUAGAGUGGGAGAAAUUGUUGUGUUCAGAAUUGAGGGAAGAGAAAUCCCCAUUGUGCACAGAGUGCUCAAAAUCCAUGAGAAAGAAAAUGGAGACAUCAAGUUCUUGACAAAAGGUGAUAACAACUCAGUAGAUGACAGAGGUCUGUACAAGAGGGGGCAGCACUGGCUGGAAAAAAAGGAUGUGGUGGGCAGAGCAAGAGGGUUUGUGCCUUACAUCGGAAUUGUUACAAUACUGAUGAAUGACUACCCGAAAUUUAAGUAUGCUGUUCUCUGCCUGUUGGGGCUCUUUGUUUUGGUACACAGAGAGUAAGCCUUCUCCACUGGUACCUACAGGACAAAGCAAAUCAUGAAGCAAACCCCCUCCCAAAAUAGAUUUGUGUGUUUCUACUUUUUUUGCUGAGCUUUCAUCAUAUGUUCAGAUCACAUUUGUUUCAACAGUCUAUAAUUUUGUAUGGAAUAAAAGUAAAAAUCCAAA